Molecule: messenger RNA, 1369 nt
Organism: Chrysoperla carnea
Lineage: Eukaryota; Metazoa; Arthropoda; Insecta; Neuroptera; Chrysopidae
Product: tubulin alpha-1 chain-like
Exons: 1
Coding region: 23-1369 (448 amino acids)
Biological process (GO): microtubule cytoskeleton organization; mitotic cell cycle
Cellular component (GO): cytoplasm; microtubule
Molecular function (GO): GTP binding; structural constituent of cytoskeleton
Source: RefSeq, a predicted model, not a curated record
AUCGAUUUGAUUUUUUUUAAAAAUGCGUGAAGUCAUAUCUAUUCAUAUUGGACAAGCUGGUGUACAAAUGGGGAAUGCUUGUUGGGAAUUAUAUUGCUUGGAGCAUGGUAUUCAACCGGAUGGUCAGAUACCAACUGAAAAACCUUGUAGUGAUAACGAUGAUAGCUACAAUACAUUCUUUUGUGAAACUACUGCAGGAAAACAUGUACCACGAGCGUUAAUGGUCGAUUUAGAGCCAACUGUUGUGGAUGAAAUACGUACUGGGGCAUAUCGUUUAUUAUUUCAUCCCGAACAAUUAAUAACGGGUAAAGAAGAUGCUGCUAAUAAUUAUGCCCGUGGACAUUACACAGUUGGAAAAGAAAUUGUGGACAUUGUGUUAGAUCGUAUACGAAAAUUAGCUGAUCAAUGUUCUGGUCUGCAAGGUUUUGUACUAUUCCAUUGUUUUGGUGGGGGUACUGGAUCAGGAUUUACAUCGUUAUUAAUGGAACGUCUUUCAGUAGAUUACGGUAAACGUUCAAAAUUAGAAUUUGCUAUCUAUCCAGCCCCACAAAUUUCAACUGCGGUUGUAGAACCAUACAAUGCAGUUUUAACGACCCAUACAACAUUGGAACACUCUGAUUGUGGAUUUAUGGUCGAUAAUGAAGCUAUUUACGAUUUAUGUCGACGUAAUUUGGAUAUUGAACGUCCUACGUAUACAAAUUUAAAUCGUUUAAUUGGACAAAUUGUUUCAUCUAUAACAGCAUCGUUACGUUUUGAUGGUGCCUUAAAUGUGGAUUUAACGGAAUUCCAAACAAAUUUAGUACCAUAUCCACGAAUUCAUUUUCCAUUGGUAACGUAUGCACCGAUAAUAUCCGCGGAAAAAGCAUACCAUGAACAAAUUUCGGUAAGUGAAAUAACUAACGCAUGCUUUGAACCCAACAACCAAAUGGUGAAGUGUGAUCCACGUCACGGGAAAUACAUGGCUUGUUGUAUGUUAUUCCGUGGGGAUGUUGUGCCCAAAGAUGUGAAUGCAGCGAUUGCCACGAUUAAAACACGCCGUACUAUUCAAUUUGUUGAUUGGUGUCCGACGGGCUUUAAGGUGGGUAUCAAUUACCAACCACCUAGCUGUGUUCCAGGUGGUGAUUUAGCUAAAGUUCAACGAGCUGUAUGUAUGUUGGCAAAUACCACAGCUAUUGCAGAGGCAUGGGCACGAUUAGAUCAUAAAUUUGAUUUGAUGUAUGCAAAACGGGCGUUUGUUCACUGGUAUGUCGGUGAAGGUAUGGAAGAAGGUGAAUUUUCUGAGGCACGUGAAGAUUUAGCCGCUUUGGAAAAAGAUUAUGAAGAGGUCGGAAUGGAAACGUGCGAUAAUGAAGGGGGAGAUGAUUAUUAG